Molecule: messenger RNA, 743 nt
Organism: Darwinula stevensoni
Lineage: Eukaryota; Metazoa; Arthropoda; Ostracoda; Podocopida; Darwinulidae
Source: the annotation of a GenBank genome assembly
AGGUGACCCAUCCUCAUGGAAUUUCCCAUCCCUCAGGAAAGACAACGAUGAUCAACGGUUUGACGAACUACGUGUAUGGCAUCGAAUGGAAAGAUGACUUCCGGUUCAAGAUAAUCACUGAGAAGGGCGACGUGAACGCGGAUGACAAGGCCCACAGCCAAACGAAAGGGAUCUCGGCCUAUUCCUUCAAUUGGCGGCAGGGGAUGAGGAUCCCGUACACGCUCACGGUGAUCGACACGCCUGGCUUCGGAGACUGUGAAGGCCUCCACAAGGAUGAGGAACUUGUCGUCAAGAUGCGGGAGUUCUUCGAACUAUGCGAACCACAUGGCUUGAACACCGUGAACGCCGUGGGAUUCGUGCUGCCCGCUUCCACUGCGAGGCUGACGGCCUCGCAGAAGUAUAUUUUUCACGCCAGCACCCAAAUGUUCGGCAUCGACACGAAGGAAAAGUUCGUGCUGCUUUGCAGCUUCUGCGACGGGCAGGAACCAGCGGCCAUCGUCGUCGUGAAGAAUGCGAAGCUGUUCUAUCAGGACUAUCACCCUUUCAACAACUCCGCCCUCUUCGCUAGCAAUAAGGAUCCCAUGCAAAAGAUGUUCUGGGACUUGGGACUCAAUAGCAACAAGAAUUUCCUGGCAUCUUUAGGCGAGAUGACGCCCGUUGGCCUCGCCAUGACGAGGGAGGUGCUUGUUGAAAGACGAGCUCUUGCUGAGAACCUGAAAAAAUUGCAGGAGCAAAUCCCAAGA